AUGCGAGAAUUACUGUUUUCUCCCCACUAUAAUGCUUUAUUUCAGUUUGGCAAGCACGAGUUUGGCGCAGUGAUUUUGUCACCUUCGCGCGAGCUUUCGUCACAGAUAGCGACUGUGGCUGCACCCUAUGCCGAAAAGCUAGGAUAUUCCAUAGCGGUGACUGUGGGAGGAACAAAAAUCGAGCAAAAUCUGAAGAAAUUGAAAAAUCAAGGAGGAAAUAUACUGGUCGCUACACCAGGUCGUCUGUUCCAGCUUUUAACCUUAGAUAAAGAUGGAAGCUUGAAAAGAUCUCUAAGAACUGUUGAGGUUUUGAUAGUGGACGAAGCUGAUCGUUUCCAAGAAACCCAGUUUGAAAUGCAUUUCAAGGAAAUACUGCAAUCCUUGCCUAAGCAACGGCGUACUGGUCUGUUCUCAGCGACGCAGGCGAAGGAAAUGGAUGAUCUUACCAUGUUUGGCUUGAGGAACAAGAAAGUGAUCAAAAUAAAGCAAUCAACCGAUUUAGUCUCACCUUCAACACUGAGCAAUUUCUAUACCGUUUGCGAGGCAGCAGAAAAAUUGAUGUGCACCGUUGAGUUCGUGCGCAACAAACCAGACAAGAAAAUCUUAGUGUUUUUCCCUUCGUGUGGUGGAGUCAACUAUUUUCACAAGUGCAUGGGCAUAGUUCGACGAGUGAACGUUCUAAACAGGCAAGUUUUUUUUUGUGGAGAGGAAAAACUUUUUUUGAUGAAAAGAGAGUUUCAGAUUGAAGACUUCCGCAAAAGCGAUAAUGGUGUAAUGUUGUCUACUGACGUUAUGUCUCGAGGUAUAGACAUCCAAGAUAUCGACUGGGUCCUCCAAUUUGAGAUCCCUAAAUUGUCAAGCUGGUUUGUGCAUCGCUCAGGACGAACUGCUCGUUGUGGUAGGGAUGGAAAUGCUUUGCUGGUAAUUACUCCUCAACAAACAGCCUACAUUGACUACUUGCGGAAGCACGAGCAGGUGGAACUGAAGCAACUUUCUGUACCUACCAGCAAUGCAUCGAAAGCGGAACAG
Molecule: messenger RNA, 1029 nt
Organism: Cylicostephanus goldi
Lineage: Eukaryota; Metazoa; Nematoda; Chromadorea; Rhabditida; Strongylidae
Source: the annotation of a GenBank genome assembly